CGAUCGUUUUGUGGAUUGGCUGCUUUGUUCUGUAUUGAAGACGCAGCAGGAGUUUCGAGGGUUAAAUUGGGCGCUUGCUUUUAGCGUAUCAUUUUUUCAAAUACAACAGCUGCAGUAUGGAGUGAUCUUGAGGACAGAUUUUCACAAGGGAAUGAUUCCAGGAUCUAUGAGAUUCGACAAGAGAUCGCUGAAUGUCACCAAGGCUCUCAAUCGGUUUCUAUACACUACACCAAACUCAAGGUUGUUUGGGAUGAGCUAGCCUCCUAUUAGGAACCCAUCACGUGUAGUUGUGAUGGUGCUAAAACGCUGGCCAAUCGAGAAGAAAAAGAAAGGGUCAUGCAGUUUUUAAUGGGGCUAAACGAAUCUUACUCUAAUAAUCGUGGCUCAAUCCUGAUGAUGAACCCUCUCCCAGAUACAAAGAAGGUCCGUAGUCUCAUCCUCCAACAUGAAAGGCAGAUGGAAGCGACAACAUGUCGUGAACGCCCACCAAUUUCUCUUGCUAUGCAAGCUGCACGUACAUCAGGCACCUCAAAGACUAUGUUCUUUCGCAAACCGCUGAAUUGUACAUAUUGUGAAGAGGAGAAUCAUCUAGUGGAUCGAUACUACUACCUUAAAGGGUUUCCAGUGGGUCACAAAUGGCAUGUGAAGAAUGUGAAGCCUAGAAACAAGAGGCCUGCUGCCUACAAUGUGGAGACAAAGACAGAACCUGCUAAUGAGAGCCCAACCUUCACCGCUGAAGAAUACAAGCAGAUCAUGGCUUUGCUUCACAAUAAAAAUGGACGUGGAAAAGAAGAGGACGAUUGGCCCAGGCAAGCAUUUUAAUGGGCUCCAUUACCUCACACCAUCUCAAAAUCCACAUCUAGCCAAUCAUAUCACCCGCACCUUGGAUCUUUGGCAUCAGCAUCUUGGGCACCCAUCUUCUGCACCUGUUCAAUUUCUAUCUCAAGCUAUUCCAAAAAUUAUGUUUAAUCCUAAGCAUGUUUGUGAUGUUUGUCCCUUAGCAAAACAGACUCGUUUAUCUUUUCCUUCAAGUUCA
This is a messenger RNA of Rosa chinensis, 1036 nucleotides long. RefSeq lists its product as uncharacterized. NCBI's taxonomy places the organism in Eukaryota, Viridiplantae, Streptophyta, Magnoliopsida, Rosales, Rosaceae. The transcript has 3 exons. The coding region runs from base 337 to 822 and encodes 161 amino acids. The record is from RefSeq and is a predicted model, not a curated record.